This is a messenger RNA of Salvelinus fontinalis (brook trout), 415 nucleotides long. RefSeq names its product A disintegrin and metalloproteinase with thrombospondin motifs 17-like. NCBI's taxonomy places the organism in Eukaryota, Metazoa, Chordata, Actinopteri, Salmoniformes, Salmonidae. Gene Ontology annotation, biological process: extracellular matrix organization; proteolysis. Gene Ontology annotation, cellular component: extracellular matrix. Gene Ontology annotation, molecular function: metalloendopeptidase activity. The transcript is spliced from 4 exons. Bases 5 to 415 code for a protein of 136 amino acids. The record is from RefSeq and is a predicted model, not a curated record.
AGGGAUGAGCCACGAUGACGACCAUGCUACCUGUACAGGCCACUCCCACAUCAUGUCUGGCGAAUGGGUGAAGGGCCGUAACCCCAGCGACCUAUCAUGGUCCCCCUGCAGCCGUGACGACCUGGAGAAGUUCCUCAGGUCCAAAGCCAGCAGCUGUCUGCUCCACACAGACCCCAGAAGCCGCUACCAGGUCCGCCUGCCACCCAAGCUGCCAGGCAUGCACUACAGUGCAGACGAACAGUGUCAGAUCCUCUUUGGAACCAACGCCACCUUCUGCAAUGAUAUGGAGUCCACCAUUCAAAACAAGGCAGACUAUAACUUCAGAGCUUCUGACCACUGUUUCCACUCAAUACCGGCCCAGCCAGAGCCUGAUGCCAGAGAUUCCAGGGACACAGGGUUUACUCUCAUGGUCUGA